GCCCGUCACCGUCCCACCACCUGGCGGCCUGUAAUUUCUAACGCAAUACGGUCCCCGAACUCUCAACGCUCUCCGUUCUUGUCUUUUCAGUAUCCCGUAUAGACCCUGGCUACCUUUGAUUUUGGAUUUCUGCUCUUUUUCUUGCCCUUUUUCACUGCAUUUUGGCCCAACACUGAACAUGCAACGCGAACACAUGCGUCGAGGUUUCUCUAUUAGUCACCAAAAAGUCGUUCUGGAGAUAGAUUUCUCUGGUUCUCUAUGGGGUUACACGGAAAUAACCAUCAUUCCCACCAGCGAAAAUUUGAAGACCAUUCAUCUACAUUCCAGACAAUGUUCUAUCCAUUCUGUCUCUGUCGCUUCGCAUCAGGCGGAUUUCGUGCAUCACGACCCCCUGGCCCACAUAAGCAUAUCGAACCCGAAAGAUGCUCACACUUAUCCUGAGCUGAAGAGGAAGAUUUACUCGGCUUUGGCGGAGGGCGAUGAGGGCGAGUUAUCCAUAGCAAUCCCCAAGGAGGUGCCGUUGCGACCUUCGGGUCAUGCCGCUGCGAGUGGCAUGGUUAGUGAAGCCGCCACACCGGAACCACAAACACCAGGGCCUUCGUUUCAUACUCCAGUCGCAAUGCCCGAGUUCAUGCCAAUCACUGUUAAUAUUGUAUAUAGCUUGCGCAAUCCUGUGGAUGGCAUUCAGUUUGUUUUGCCCACCGAUUCAUAUCCCUACCGCGCUCCUCAUGCGUAUACGACGCCAUCGUCUCCUGAUGCAGCAAGAUGUUGGGUACCUUGUGUGGACAACCUUUGGGAGAAGUGUACGUGGGAGUUCGAGUUCAUAGUGCCUAGAUUUUUGGAGGAGGUGGAAGUGGUAAAUCGGAGUGAAAACGGAGACGUCGAAGAUGUGCGAGAGUCAAAUCCAACGGUUGUCGUAUGUAGCGGGGAUCUUAUCGAACAAGUCGCCCACCCGAACAACUCGAACAAGACGAUCUUUCUUUUCUCCCAGACUGUUCUCACUUCUGUGCAACAAAUCGCCUUCGCGGCUGGGCCCUUCCAUGUCUAUCCCAUUCCUUCAGAACAUUCGUCCGAUGAUGUAUCAGGUGCUUCACAACCAUUAAUGUAUGCCUUCUGUUUGCCUGGACACGAAGCAAUGCUCCAUGCAUCUGUAACGUGCCUUCGUUCGGCGAUGAACUUCUACACCACCGAUUGUGGCUCCUACCCAUUCGGUUCAUACAAGGUCGUGGCUGUAGACGAGCUUCACGUGCAACGUUUCGACAGUUCUACACUAUCUAUAGUGACUGUCGACUUGCUUCAUGCAGACGAUGCGAUUGAGCAGGCGCUUGAAACGCGGCAUGCUCUCAGCCAUGCUUUGGCAUACCAGUGGGUCGGCGUCAACAUUCAGCAGAAGACGUGGUCGGAUACCUGGCUUGUAAACGGAUUGGCCCUUUACAUGACAGGUCUUUUUAUGAGGAAGCUGCUCGGGAAUAAUGAAUAUCGUUAUCGACUAAAGCGAGAUAUGGAGCGAGUUUUGGAAUGGGACAACGGUUCCAUGCCGCCAAUGUGUCAACCACAACAUUUUGAGCCGCCAGACUCUGCCACUUUGCCUUUUAUCAAUUUCAAAGCACCUUUGGUUCUCCAUAUCCUAGAUCGACGUUUAGGCAAAUCUGGCACUUCUCUUGGUUUGUCUCGCGUUCUGCCAAAAGUCUUUUUAUCGGGUAUCAGUGGAGAAAUGCCCAAUAAUGCCCUGUCGACGCAUUCGUUUCUAAGGACUUGCCGAAAGGUUAGUGGUGUAGAACUGCGCUCCUUUGCGGAACAAUGGAUCUAUGGAAGUGGUUGUCCUGCCUUUGGCUUCUCCGCAUCCUUCAAUCGCAAGAAGAUGGCUGUAGAAAUAACCAUGAGGCAGGAGGCCCCUGCUUUCAAGUUACACGAAAGUAAUGAGGUUUCAAAGGCAUUGCUGAAGCCUGUACCAUUUUUCGAGGGUCAAAUGACUAUUCGUAUUCACGAAGCUGAUGGUACUCCUUACGAGCAUGUUUUGGACAUUCGCACUCCAUUUAAACGUUAUGAGGUCCCAUUCAACACGAAAUACAAGCGGAUACGACGAAACACUAAACGAUAUCUUGCUCGGCAGGCUGCUGCGCAAGCAGCGGCUGAAGGUGAUGCUGAAGCCGCGGAGGCGAUGGGACUGGUUGACAUGGGAUUUGGUUUGGAAGUUUGGGAGAAGGAAAAGGAGCGGGAGAACUGGAAGGUCGCUGAUUGGACAGAGGAGGAUGAGCAAGUCAUGUCAGGAGCCACGUAUGAGUGGAUUAGGAUGGAUGCUGAUUUUGAGUGGAUUGCCGCCAUUGCCUUUGAGCAACCUGACUUCAUGUGGGUAUCACAGCUACAACGUGACAGAGAUGUUGUCGCCCAGCUUGAGGCCAUACAUGCUCUUGCGAAGCAGCCAACCGCAAUAGUAUCGAGCACAUUCACCAAGACGGUGCUCGUGUCUAAUUACUUUUAUCGUAUUCGUUGCGAAGCUGCUCUCGCGCUUGUCAAUUGUGCCAUCCGAAGGCUUGAUUUCUUGGGUUUAUUCCAUCUAUUCAAGCUGUUUUUGCGCAACUGCUACGAGCCAGAGGACUCUAACCAAGAUCUUUUUGCUCAUACUUAUGUCCCUAAGCCAAACGACUUCUCUGAUUUGUCCGAAUAUUUUGUUCGGAAGAGCUUGGUAAAUGCAAUAUCGCGAGUUCGGUUUGAGAAUGGUAAAUCACCGUCGGUAGUUCGCCAGUUUCUCAUCGACCAAUUACGAUACAACGACAAUACAGCAAACCCUUAUUCGGACGCCUUUUAUAUUUGCACUAUCAUCUCUGCUUCCGCGUGUGCAACAGUUUCGACUGCUCCCCCUGAACGUGGGGAGUUACUUCCUACGGAAACUCGAUCUGAGCAGAACUCGGAGGAUACAAGUCUUCUGAAGCAGGCGAUUUCUGAGAUCGAUAGAUACAGGAGCAUGGACAGGCUGAUUACGUCACCUCAUAACGUGGUAACUAUUGCUGCACUUGAGUUUUAUCUUGUCUUAACUGUCGCGAACCUUGCUCCGAGUGAUCUUCGCGUCUUCUUCCCCUUGACUCGGGAAGGCAACUAUACACAAGUCCGUAUAGCUGCUUUCGACGGUCUAUUUCUGUCGAAGUGGUAUACACCCGCGAUUAUGAAAUAUAGUUUAGCACUAUUGGUUUCAAUGGGAGAGAUGAAGAAUGCUCUCAAAGAAACAGAGUCGCUACUCAUUGAGGAAGAUGGGUCCAUGCCUGAGAAGGCCAAAGAGGUAAAGAAGAGCGAGGUCGAUUUGAUGAUCAAGGUUCUUCGAAAGGAUAGAGAGAUUGGUAAAAACGAAGUCUUGCGAGAAUUUCUAAUGCCAAUUGCCCUUGCACCGGAUGUCGACCACGAAGUCCGCUGGGGGAUCAUCAAGCUUGCAGAUAUACUUUUGAGAGGAGUAGAAGAAACCGCGCCAAAAGUUACAAUUCACCUUCCGCCUACCCCGGUUGUGGAAUCUUCACCUCAUUUGCCUCUGGUAAAGCUGCCAUCUAAAGUUCCAAGACCAUUAAAGUCUGGAGGCCCACCGAUACGAAGUCCCCUGGUCCCUCCUACGGUUCCUCCAAAGCUCAAAAUCAUGCCUAGUCAGUCGCAAGUGGAUAUCACAGCAUCAAAUGCCACCAAGAUUGCUCCUGGACCAAAGCAGGGUACGGCCCCAGCGGUUAAAUCCAAGGUGAAAGGUAAACCUCUAAAUGGUGCCAAGCCUUCGCAUGUUCCAAAAGCACAAUCUGGUGGAAUGAGCCUCAAUGACUUACGAGCUUCCCGAAAUGCACUGAAGAAAAUCAAGGUCCAUAAGAAUGCAACGCUUUUCUUGCAGCCUGUUGAUCCCGUCAGAGAUCACGCCCCCAACUACUAUGAAAUCAUCAAGCAUGCCAUGGAUAUCUCUACGAUAGGCGCAAAGCUUGAGGAGGGCAUGUACAAGGAUCGCUUUGCUUUCGAGGCCGAUUUUCGUCUGAUGAUAGCUAACGCUAAGCAAUAUAAUGUGGCUGGCAGCUUUGCGCAUAAUGAGGCUACCGCAAUUGAAGUAUUUUUUGACAAACUAUGGGCUCGCAUAAGUAAGACUCUCGAGGCUGCUAAUAAACAUGCUCAGGAAGAACCUGCGGAGGUUUUGCCGAAUAUUGUUGUCAAACAACCUGUAAAGCCUGUCACAAACCCCAUACCGCCACCUUCACCUGUACCCGUCGCUGCUUCGCCGCCGCUACCAGUUGCUACACCCUCCACCUCUCGGCCUACUAUCAAACUUAAAGUCGGCGCAUCGCAGGAUAAGGUUAAUGAUACGCCCAAGCCUCCUCCGAAGCCCAAAAAUCGCAAGCCUAAGAUGGUUGAUGUACCACCGCCGGCAUAUGUUGAUGAUGGAUCUCACGAUCUUCUUCAAGAGGUCAUUGCUAUAGAGAGAGAGAAGGACGAAGAAAAGCGACACCGAUUGACUACAGAAACGACUAAACCAUCUAUCGCGAUACCUGUCAGAGCAUCUGGUAGUGUUCCUCCUGGGAAACGUAAAAAGUCCAAUCUUGAUGGUGAAGAAGACAUAUUAGCUCUGGCAACUCCAGCUAAGAAAGAGAAACAUACUGCCCCUCCCGCUAACUUGGCAUCUCGAGCUAUCGAGAAACCUCCAGCGCCGCAACCCGUGAAAACUGCUCCAAGUGCCCAUCGACCCAAGAAAGACAAGGUUCCCGAUCUUCCCGAGAUUCAACCCAAGCCAGAAGCUCCGCGUGUAUCAAUCAAGGGCAAGGAAAAGGAGACUGCUUCUAGUGCUUCCUCUACUCCAGCGAGAACGAAGAAAUCCUCUGCAAACCAGUCUACGCCGAUUAAUGACAAGAAAUGCAAAGAGAUUCUUAAAACACUUCUGAAAUUACCAGAAUGUCUGAUCUUUGCUCAACCUGUUGAUCCUAUCAGGGAUGGUUGUCCAACGUAUUACGAUGAAAUCGAAAAUCCAAUGGAUUUCGGCACAAUGACGCAGCGUUUGAAUGAGGGAAAAUACAGUACCAUGGAAGAAUUUGCGAAAGAUGUAGAGCUUGUAUUUCGUAAUUGCCGCAAAUUCAACCCUCCGACGACGUAUCCAGUUUCUUGUGCGGAAGCUGUUGAAAGAGCAUUUCGCAAGGAAUGGUCCAAAGCGAUGGAGAAGAAACUAUCAUGGACGGAGAAAAGGAGUUUACAAGGGAUGAUGGGUUCUCUUAUCAAAGAGGAUAUCUCUUGGGUAUUCCGGGAGCCUGUAGACCCAGUUCUAUUGGGUAUUCCCACGUAUUUCGAGGUCAUACCUCGCAAAGAUGCUAGGGAUCUCAGAACCAUUCGUACAAAACUAGAUGCCGAUAAAUACGAUUCCGUAGAGGCGUUCCAGGCGGAUAUGGAUCUCAUGGUGCGAAAUGCUAUUACCUUCAACGGUGCAGAUUCAGAAGUGGGGAGGAUUGCGGUGAUGGUCAAUAACAGAGCAAAGGAGCUAUUAGGAGGUGUGAAGUUGGCAACGACGAAGAAACGCAAGGAGGGCGAGAAGAGCACGCCUCAGCCAACAAAGAAGGCGAAACUUGGAUGAGAACGACAUUUUAUGAUAUGAACAUUUGAUAAAUAAUAAGGCUAACUGUAUUCUUGUACUUGCUUUGCUACUUGCUCUGUAUCUUCGUUCCGUUGAAAC
Messenger RNA from Serpula lacrymans var. lacrymans S7.9, 5674 nucleotides. RefSeq lists its product as uncharacterized. The record is from RefSeq and is a predicted model, not a curated record. Gene Ontology annotation, molecular function: chromatin binding; protein binding; metallopeptidase activity. NCBI's taxonomy places the organism in Eukaryota, Fungi, Basidiomycota, Agaricomycetes, Boletales, Serpulaceae. Gene Ontology annotation, cellular component: transcription factor TFIID complex. Gene Ontology annotation, biological process: transcription initiation at RNA polymerase II promoter. Bases 179 to 5575 code for a protein of 1798 amino acids. The transcript has 20 exons.